Molecule: messenger RNA, 1338 nt
Organism: Huiozyma naganishii CBS 8797
Lineage: Eukaryota; Fungi; Ascomycota; Saccharomycetes; Saccharomycetales; Saccharomycetaceae
Gene: MET17
Product: bifunctional cysteine synthase/O-acetylhomoserine aminocarboxypropyltransferase MET17
Exons: 1
Coding region: 1-1338 (445 amino acids)
Biological process (GO): transsulfuration
Molecular function (GO): pyridoxal phosphate binding; transferase activity, transferring alkyl or aryl (other than methyl) groups
Source: RefSeq, a predicted model, not a curated record
AUGCCAUCUCACUUCGACACUGUUCAAUUGCACGCCGGUCAAGAGGACCCUAACGACAACAACCACAGACCUAGAGCUGUGCCCAUCUACGCUACCACCUCGUACGUUUUCGAGGACUCCAAGCACGGUGCGGACCUGUUCGGUCUUAAGGUGCCCGGCUACGUCUACGGGCGUUUCCAGAACCCUACCCAAGCGGUUCUAGAGGACAGAUUGGCUGCCCUGGAGGGCGGUGCCGCCGCGUUGGCGACCGCUUCUGGUCAGGCUGCGCAAACUCUGGCGAUCCAGGGGCUCGCUCACUGCGGGGACAACAUCGUGUCCACUUCGUUCCUGUACGGUGGUACUUACAACCAAUUCAAAGUCGCCUUCAAGAGAUUCGGUAUCGAAGCCAGAUUUGUCGAAGGUGAUUCCCCAGAGGACUUUGAGAAAGUGUUCGACGAGAGAACCAAAUGUGUAUACUUGGAGAGCAUCGGGAACCCUAAAUACAACGUUCCAGAUUUUGAAAAGAUCGUCGCUGUCGCUCACAAACACGGGAUCCCAGUCAUGGUCGACAACACCUUCGGUGCCGGUGGGUUCUUCUGUCAACCAUUGAAAUAUGGAGCUGACAUCGUCACCCACUCUGCAACGAAAUGGAUCGGGGGUCACGGUACCACCCUUGGUGGUAUCAUCGUCGAUUCUGGGAAAUUCCCAUGGAAGGACUACCCAGAGAAGUUCCCACAGUUCUCGAAGCCAGCAGAGGGGUACCAUGGUACCAUCUACAACGAAGCCUACGGGAACUUGGCAUACAUUGUACACGUCAGAACCGAGCUGCUAAGAGACUUGGGGUCCAUGAUCUCGCCCUUCGCCGCAUUCUUGUUGAUUCAAGGUGUCGAAACUUUGUCCCUAAGAGGUGAAAGACACGGUCAAAACGCUUUGAAGUUGGCCAAAUGGUUAGAAGCCUCCCCCUACGUAUCUUGGGUCUCUUACCCAGGGCUUCCAUCGCACUCCCAUCACGAAAACGCCAAGAAAUACUUGUCCAACGGGUUUGGUGGUAUGCUUUCCUUCGGUGUUAAGGACUUGCCCAACGCGGCAACGGAAACCGACCCAUUCAAGUUGUCUGGUGCACAAGUUGUCGACAACUUGAAGUUGGCCUCCAACUUGGCCAACGUCGGGGACUCUAAAACUUUGGUCAUCGCCCCAUUCUUCACCACUCAUGAGCAAUUGGCCGACGAGGAGAAAUUGGCUUCCGGUGUCACAAAGGAUUUGAUCCGUGUUUCCGUCGGUACCGAAUACAUUGACGACAUUAUCGAGGACUUCAAGCAAGCCUUUGAAAAGACCUUUGCUGGGAAAUUGAUUAAGUAA